AUGCAGGGUCACGAAAGGUGCCUGAAACUCUUUCUUGCAUUUGCGCUGCUUUUGCUACAAUACGCCCAAGGAGGAGAGGUGGACCACAGUCAGAGGGAUACUAACGUGACCAGAAGGUGCAUAGAGAGGGAAAGGCAAGCACUCCUUGCAUUCAAACGUGGCCUGGUGGAUAAGUCUGAUUCCCUCUCUUCAUGGGGUUCAGAAGCCCAGAAACAAGAUUGUUGUAGAUGGAUUGGAGUCUAUUGCAGCAACCAAACAGGUCAUGUUAUUCAACUUGAUCUUUCAUACAAUAGCGAGUUCUAUAAUUUGCAAGGUAAGAUGAUUAGUCCUAAACUGAUUGAGUUGCAGCAUUUACAACAUUUGGACCUUACUGAGAUUGAUUUCAAUGGGAGCCAAUUUCCAAAAUUAUUUGGUUCUCUAACCAAUUUAAGAUACCUUGCUCUGUCUUCGACUAAUUUUGGAGGCAAGUUUCCAAGUCAGGUCGGAAAUCUUACAAACUUGGUGUAUCUGGACUUAAGUGGUAAUGACUUUACAAAUGUUGAAAAUCUCGAUUGCCUUCCUCUUCUUUCGUUGUUAAGAUAUUUGGACUUGAGUUCCGCGAAUCUCAGCAAUGUUUUCGAUUGGCUGGAAGCCGUUAAUAAGCUUCCUGAACUAACAAACUUGGCACUAAAGGGAUGUGAUCUUCCUUCUCCAAUUCUUUCCACUCUUUCUUACAUAAACUCUUCUAAAUCUCUUGUUAGCGUUGAUCUUUCUCUCAACCAUUUGAGUACUUCCUCAAUAUUUCUAUGGUUGUCCAACUAUACCAGCCUUGUUUAUCUUGACCUCUCUUUUAACCUUUUAGCCGGUUCAAUUCCUGAUGUUUUUGGAAACAUGGGCUCUUUGGCACAUCUUUAUCUCCUUCAUAACCAACUUGCAGGGUCAUUACCUAAUCUUACAAACCUUUCAUCUUUGGGAUUCUUGUUUCUUAGUAACAAUCAAUUAAGUGGAGUAAUUUCAGGAAUUCAUUUCUCAAAACUCUCCAAAUUACAUGUUAUGGAUCUAUCUUCUAACUCGCUAGUUUUAGACAUCCAUGCUGAUUGGAUUCCUCCUUUCCAACUGGACAGUAUAAUGUUGAGGUCUUGCAAGAUGGGUCCAGAUUUCCCAAAAUGGCUUCAAACUCAAAUUUCUUUAUCAUACCUUGAUAUUUCUGAUGCUGGAAUUUCCGACAUCCUUCCUAGUUGGUUUUGGAGUUCAUGUCGUAAUGUGAAAUUUAUGAAUCUCACAAACAACCAUAUUAGAGGUACAUUUGCAAAUUUGACAUUGGAAUUUUCAAAUUCCCCUGCACUAGAUCUGAGUUCGAACCAAUUGGAAGGUCCAAUCCCCUCAUUUCUAUCAAAAGCCUCAUAUCUGGAUCUGAGUUCGAACAAGUUGGAAGGUCCAAUCCCCUCAGUUCUAUUAAAAGCCUCAUAUCUGGAUCUCUCUAAUAAUAAAAUUUCCGGGUCAAUUUCGUUCUUGUGUUCAGGUGCAGCUAUUCGUUUAGGCUUUCUUAACCUCUCAACAAACAAUGUUUCUGGACUAGUUCCAGAUUGCUUGACACAUUUAGAGAGUCUAGUCAUGCUUGAUUUGAGUUACAAUGCUUUGUCCGGGAAAAUUCCUACAACAAUAGGCUCUGUAUUUCAGAUUGAAACACUCAAAUUAAGAAGCAAUAGAUUUGUGGGACAAUUGCCUUCAUCGUUGAAAAAUUGCACAAGUUUAAGAGUCGUUGAUGUUGGGGAUAAUAAAUUAUCCGGACCAAUACCCGAAUGGUUAGGGGUUAGCUUAAAGAAUUUGGUUAUCCUGAUGCUUUGGUCUAAUCACUUUAACGGAAGCCUGCCCUCACAAUUAUGCCAUCUAAUACGAAUUCAAAAUUUGGAUUUCUCAAUGAACAACAUCUCUGGAAGCAUACCUCCAUGCCUCAACAAUUUGACAGCUCUGUCUCAGAAAGUACAUUCAAGUCUAACCAGCGUGCAUACUUUUCCUUUCAUAUAUGUUAAGAAGAAACGUUAUUAUCUAUAUGAGGAUGAUGCCACCUUCAUAUGGAAAGGAAGAAUGCAGAUGUACAAAAGUAUUUUGGGAUUUGUGAAGAGAAUUGAUCUGUCAAGCAAUAGAUUAACAGGGGAGAUUCCAAGUGAAAUCACUCAUCUUGUUGAGUUGGUUUCUUUAAACCUAUCGGGAAACCAAUUAACAGGUCAAAUCACUCCAGAGAUUGGAAACUUGCAGUCACUGGAUGCCCUUGAUUUGUCAAGAAACCAGAUAGAAGGAAGAAUUCCAACAAGCCUUUCGCGGAUCGAUCGUCUUAGUUUCUUGGACUUGUCAUUUAACAACUUAUUUGGCGAAAUUCCAAUCGGGACUCAGCUCCAAGGCUUUGAUCCCUCUGUUUAUGCUGGAAAUCCUCAACUCUGUGGACCUCCACUUAAAAAGAUGUGUGCUGAUCAAAAUGUGCAAACUGACUUAAGCAAUCAAGAUAAGGAUAAGGAUGAGCUUAUAACACUGGGAUUUUACAUCAGUAUGGGGCUUGGGUUUGCUGCUGGAUUUUGGGGAGUUUGCGGCACUUUGAUAUUCAAGAGGUCAUGGAGAUACGCAUACUUCAAGUUCCUGAAUGGUUUAAAUGAUUGGCUUUAUGUGCGAGUAGCUAUGAUCAAGCGGCAACUAAAGGAUAUGUUUAAUAGAUAA
Molecule: messenger RNA, 2691 nt
Organism: Prunus avium (sweet cherry)
Lineage: Eukaryota; Viridiplantae; Streptophyta; Magnoliopsida; Rosales; Rosaceae
Source: RefSeq, a predicted model, not a curated record